This is a messenger RNA of Sesamum indicum (sesame), 1092 nucleotides long. RefSeq lists its product as uncharacterized. NCBI's taxonomy places the organism in Eukaryota, Viridiplantae, Streptophyta, Magnoliopsida, Lamiales, Pedaliaceae. Gene Ontology annotation, molecular function: DNA binding; DNA-binding transcription factor activity. The record is from RefSeq and is a predicted model, not a curated record.
CCCCAACCCUCUCUUUCUCCUCACUUGUCAAAUUAAUUUCAUCAAUUCAUGGAUUCUCCGCCUGCUCUCUCCACCCUCAACAUGAUACCAGCAGCUGAUCGCUCUCUUGACGGGUUCUUCGUUUCGCAGCCGGAGAUCAACCGCCAUCCGCCGCCGACUAAAGCUGCAGGCGUCAGGCCUUAUGUCAGGUCCAAAAUGCCUCGGUUGAGAUGGACGCAUGAUCUUCAUCAGUGCUUCAUCAACGCCGUCGAGCGCCUUGGAGGAGAGGAUAGGGCAACUCCAAAAAUGGUGCUGGAGUUGAUGAAUGUGAAGGGGCUGACCAUAACACACGUCAAGAGCCAUCUUCAGAUGUACAGGAGCAUGAAGCAUGAGCAGAUGUUACAGGAAGUGGAAGCAGCAGAAGCAGCGGCAGGAAAGAACAAGAAAACGGAAGCCAUUCCACAACCAAAUUAUUUCCAGAUUUCAGGCUCUUCACAAUAUUCCAACAGCCAAAACCCUGACAUGCUAUCAAUUACCAAAGAUGCGCCUUUUCAGGACCAACAUUGCGCUUGUUUCUACUCUACGUCCCAUGUCUCUGAUAACACAAGGCCGCGGCCUCCAAUUUGGCAAGAGGUGAAACUGAAAGCAAUGGAAACCGAAGCUAAUAUUGUUCCCCCAUUUUACCACCCAGACAAUGGCCAGAGAUUCAACUACUCCAUCAUGCUCAGGGACUUGUUCCGCGGCUGCAAACCUCCAUUAACAAACACUACUUCUCUUGCAACCGUAGGAUUGCACGCACAGGUCCGGACCCCAGACGUUAUCAACGUGCGAAGGAGCAAGGAGAAGCAAGUGGUGCUACGAGAUUUGAACAGUGGCAGCAAGCAAUCAAGUUUUGUUUCGGGGUGUCCGAGGGCUUUAAGGGUCGAGCCCAGAGGGUUAGGACCAUCUGAAUCCACAGACACAAAUGAUGUCUCCCUUGAACUAACUCUUGGUUAAUUAAUUCAAAUUAACAUACAUAUUAUCUUCGUAUUAGACUUAAUUUACAGAAUUAAUGACUUUAAGUAUCUAGUUUUUGUUUUGCUAAUAUCAAAGAAUUUGUAUGGAGGAAAUUAA